AUGUCUGAUCAAUCUGCGCUAUCUGAAGAACUUCUCGCGCUAUCGUCAAUCUUUGGUGAUGAAUCGUUCUAUCCGGUGGACCCUAAUAAUCCCUUAUCUCCAUAUAUUCUCAAAAUAAAUUUAACGUCCGAUUCGACAAGCCAAACAUUCUCAUCCGCAAAAUCGAUUACACUAACUCUCUAUUUCCCAUCCACGUAUCCAUCGCAAGAUCCACCAGUAUAUGAGAUCAGUAGUCUCUACUGUGGUACACUCAAGAUAGGGGACGAAAUAAAAGAAGAAAUACAUGAGAAAUUUAAAAAAUUAUUUAUACCCGGAGAAGUGAUCAUAUUCCAAUGGGCAGAGUGGUUGAGAGAGUAUAUGGAAAGAAAGUUAGAGGAGGUGGAAAGUAUGAGUAGAGUUAUUGAAGAAAAUAGUAAGAGUAGAGAGAAUACCGGACUUAAUCAUAAAGAUUAUGCACCUAAUGAUGGUAAUACUAGUGCGAAUCAUAAUAAGAAAAGUAGUAAUGUCAGUGACCUUCGGGGCGACUUUUCAACCAGCGAUCCUUCACGAAGAGAUGAAUUAAGUUUAGCAUGUCCACCAAUAACUCACGGCACACCGUUAGAACACAAAAAGUCGGUAUUUGUAGCUCAUCUUGCGCCAGUGAAUAAUGUUAAUGAAGUGAAUGCAGUAAGAGAGACCUUGCUGAGUAACAAAAAGAUAGCGAGAGCUACACAUAAUAUAUUGGCAUAUAGAAUUGUACUAGACGGAGGAGUCAUAUUGCAAGAUAAUGACGACGAUGGAGAAGACGCUGCCGGAGGAAGGCUACUUCAUCUUCUACAAAUACUAGACGCGAAGAAUGUGUUAGUAAUUGUCUCUCGGUGGUAUGGUGGAAUAAAACUUGGCCCUGAUCGAUUCAAGGAUAUAAAUAAUUGCGCAAGAAAUUUGCUUGAACAGUGUGGAUACAUCAACAGUAUUACUGAAGAGAGUUCAAAGAAAUUUAAGAAGACUAAGAAAUAG
Messenger RNA from Paraglomus occultum, 996 nucleotides. NCBI's taxonomy places the organism in Eukaryota, Fungi, Glomeromycota, Glomeromycetes, Paraglomerales, Paraglomeraceae. The record is from the annotation of a GenBank genome assembly.